AGAACUUAUAUUCACCAAUAAUCAUAAUAAAAGUGGUGGAACUUCCAAUACCCAAUUCACCAAUUGCGAUAUGAUUUUAUCACUAUCUCUGAACGAUUUCUGACACUGAUUACUACGUACUAGUAAAUACAUCUUUCGCUUAACGACUGUUGGCGAAGGGCUAGAUCCGGGGCUAGAUGUUCUGCAUGACUUCAGGCCAGUUAGCCCUUAGUGACGGCGAGAUGGAAAGCAGUCAUGACAAUCACAUAAUUAAAGAGGAGAACAAUGGGGACUCCGACGCCCGGAUCGGUGUCGAUGAUGACCACGAAGUGAAGCUUGAACGCCGGCUUAGUCUCCUGGAUGGCAUCAUGAUCAACAUCGGUGUCAUCAUCGGAUCCGGAAUCUUCAUUUCACCAAAGGGUGUCCUGGCCGGUGUCGACAGCGUAGGAGCCACCUUGUGUAUCUGGCUGGCUGGCGGUGUCUUUUCUGUCUUCGGCGCUAUUUGCUACAGCGAGCUAGGUACGAUGAUCCCAGCAUCGGGAGGCACUUACACCUAUGUCAGGGUAAUCUUCGGAGACCUUUGGGGAUUCUUAAGCUGUUGGUCUCUUACAUUGUUCUCUCAAUCUAUCGCCAAUGCUGUAAUUGCGUUGAUGAUAUCCAAGUACUGCCUUGAGCCAUUUUACCCUGAUUCGGAAUGUCCGCCACCAAGGGUAGCCGUCAAACUUCUCGCCGUUGCAGCCGUUCUGAUUAUCACGUUUGUGAAUUGUUGGGACGUGAAGCUCUCGUCCCGUCUUCAGAACGUGACGUCGUUCACCAAGCUUGUCGGGCUCGGCGUCAUCAUCUUCAUGGGGGUGGUCAAACUCGCGAACGGGCAUACCGAAAACUUUCAAAACCCUUUCGCAUCGACAAACAUCCAAGGACUUGCGCCAGCGUUCUACGCUUGCCUCUUCUCUUAUGCAGGUUGGCAAAGUCUAAACUCGGUCGUAGAAGAACUGAAGAACCCUUCCAGGAACCUUCCAAUUGCCGUCAUAGUUCCUCCUACUGUGGCAACCGUUGUAAAUACUCUUACCAAUGUUGCAUACUUUGCCGUACUCUCCUCUUCGGAACUACUGCGUUCUGAAGCCGUUGCAGUCAGUUUCGCCGAGCAAGCCCUUGGGAAAUUUUCUGCCGUUGUAUACAUAUGCGUUGUCUUGUCCUGUAUCGGUUCUCUUAACGGGAGCAUCAUAUCGCAUUCAAGAACGUACUUCAUAGGCGCCAGGGAAGGCCAUCUCCCACGGUUCUUUGUCCAAGUUGGGAUACGUCACAAGACGCCACUCCUGUGCGUCGUCACAUCGUCACUUGUAACAAUCGCACUCUGUUACGUUGAUAGUAUUUUCUUGCUCAUUAACGUCUCCCGCUUCCUGAACUGCUUCUUCUUUGGACUGUUGGCCCUCGGGAUCCUGUACCUUCGAAUCAAGGAACCUGAGCGACCAAGAUCUUUUCACGUCACCUUCAUCAUCCCUGUCAUAUUCCUGAUGAUGUGCUCAUUUCUGACUGGGUUUUCCUUCUGGGGAGCACCCAUGGAUUCGCUCAUCGGCGUAGGGAUUAUCUUAAGUGGGAUACCGCUUUACUACAUCAGGGGUCGAUGUAUCAUCCGAGCUUCGUGGGUGACGCGUCUUUAUCGACGCACAAUUGUUUUCCUUCAAAAGGUAACGUUUGUUUCCCCUGAAAGAAUUAACCAAUGACGUCGCGUCUGCUUGUUUCAGUUCAAUUCAAUCAACAUCAUAUCGAAAAGAAUAGAUGAACGAGUCGAACAGAUAGGAAAAGAUUGAUUCUAUCAUAUCAAUUUUAAGGGUUUUCCUUCAUGGAUAUUUCGUUUUCAGGACCCUUUUUUCUGCGAUUCACAAUUAUCAUUUUAUUGCCUAUUAUUUUACGUUUUGUCUUUAAGUCUCAACACUUAUAUAUAAACGUUUUACUUUAGAAAAUAAAUGUCUUUUAGAUGUUGCU
This is a messenger RNA of Lytechinus variegatus (green sea urchin), 1965 nucleotides long. RefSeq names its product Y+L amino acid transporter 2-like. The coding region runs from base 177 to 1703 and encodes 508 amino acids. The transcript has a single exon. Gene Ontology annotation, biological process: amino acid transmembrane transport. Lineage: Eukaryota; Metazoa; Echinodermata; Echinoidea; Temnopleuroida; Toxopneustidae. The record is from RefSeq and is a predicted model, not a curated record. Gene Ontology annotation, molecular function: L-amino acid transmembrane transporter activity. Gene Ontology annotation, cellular component: membrane.